AUGGACAGGUCGCUGGCGACACUGCUGCGGUCGCUACAGACGUCGCAGCACACUGAUGACGCUGCUCGGUUACUGCCAUCUGCGACAGGUCUACUAUCGCGCUUAUCGAAUCCGUUAAACGUUACCCUCCUAGCAUCGCAACUGCUGGCGAACGACUUACUAUACUCGAAUCCAAUCGAUCUUCAGUCGUGCCGCAGUGUCUUAAGUGUUUUCUACACAGCUGCACUACGCUUGAUCGAAGACCAAAAGAACGAGCAAGCACAGCACAGUCGAAGCAACCUGUCACAAGUAGAAUGGACGAAGGCUGCAAUACAGGGUGCAGACAACAAGUCGCCACGAUGGAGGCAUUUGUUGUUGUUAGGAGGUCUUCUGCUUGCACUCGAUGCCCAAGGUCAUCCUGACCUCCCUCGAGAUUUGAGGAAGAAGGUUGAAGCUGCACUCAUUACAGCGACCAAUUUAGCACUGCAGGAGAAGGAAAGGAGUCAUGCAAACAGUCAAUUAUGUUUGGUAUUUGUACUCAACACUGUCUUUCCACUGCUCUCAGAUCAGCAACGAGCAAGUAUCCAGUACGAUCUUCUACUGCCAGAACUGGUUGAAUCCGCCUAUUUCUCACGCGAAGGCCUCGAGCAUGGAUACUGGUUAGGCACAAUCGAUGUAGAUGUCGUACAAGUCUCCCGGACACAAUUUCAUUGGGACGCAAACUCAGGCUCGGCGCAACGCAUACAAGCAAUCAAAUCUAGAGUUCUUGUCAACUCUCUUGGUCCCCUGUCACGCCUUAUCGCACACUCGAUUGAGAAUGCCUGCGAUUCAGGUCUUCUGGUUGCCGUUCUUGCUCGCCUAGCUGAAUUUAGUCGCAAUAUUUCACUCUCUUGGAGACAAAACAAACUCUCCGAGGUCGAACUGUCCGAGGAGGGUGAUUUCUUGGAUAACGAGACUCGUCGAACAACACUGCCGGAACUUCUGCAGCUAUUGCGAAAUACGAUGUUCUCAAUUAUCAUAUGCUUGAGAGCAAUUACUGGACGCAUCAUACUUGAUACUGUGCUGUCUUCCGAUCUCAAGGCCCCUACACUUGCUGUCCAGACAUUGCACAUCCUUCGGGAUUUUAACUUUAUUUCCCACAGAUUUGGUCAACAUUCUUCUUCACAAUACAUGUUUGUCAAUUAUACAGCUAUUGAUAUUUUGAACCAGUUUCCAGCUCAAGCCGAAUCGUUCCUGGCUUCCAUUAGAUCCGCCGAGGUCGGUAAAAUACCUGCACACCCUCUAGAUCGCUUGAACGACCUCUUCUUCCUGAAUAUAUCAGAGCACUUUACCUUGACUUUACGGCCAGAAGCCAAUCGCGAUUUACUAAUUAGUAAUGCUCUGCCGUAUAUCACUGCACAUGGCAACCGCAGGCUGAAUGAGAUUUAUGAAGCCGCUCAUAGUUUGCUUCUUGCAGUCUUCGCAGCACCACAAAAUGGUGCUAUAUCUUCACAAUACAUCCCGUUUUACGCGGAUACCUUACUCGAAAGUUUCCCAUCAAGCUUGACGCCACGACAGUUUAAGCUCGCUGUGAAGUCGCUGAUGCAAGUGGCCGCACCUCGUGCGUCUGUCGCUGCUUCUUUGCCACAGCUACAAGAAAUCGUGCUCGACGUGCUGAGGUCGCGCCUGCCUUAUGCACAGGAAACACCUCUUCCCCUGCCGGAUUCAUCCCUGGCCGAAAGCGACCCGACACUAUCAGAGAAAUGUGUCUUACUGCUCGCGAUAAUAGACAAUCUAAGCUUUCUCCCUGUGCAAAUACUAGAAGAAUGGCUCACCGUGGCUGCAGAAUCGCUACAGUCAUUAAAGGACAUGACGCAGCGAAGUGAGUGCCAGAAGAGGUUCUGGGAGUUGCUCAGUGGCGGGGAAAUGGACCUUGAAAGAGCUGCUGUCUGUGUUGCUUGGUGGACUAACUGUGGUGGAAGAGGGCUGGUACUGUACGGGGACGAGCUGCUCGACCCGCAUUCGCAGAUGAGCGGGGCAUUACAAAUCGAAAGCAAGAUGUGA
Molecule: messenger RNA, 2022 nt
Organism: Lithohypha guttulata
Lineage: Eukaryota; Fungi; Ascomycota; Eurotiomycetes; Chaetothyriales; Trichomeriaceae
Exons: 1
Coding region: 1-2022 (673 amino acids)
Source: RefSeq, a predicted model, not a curated record